Styela clava is the source of this 1453-nucleotide messenger RNA. Its product is annotated as kelch-like protein 6. Lineage: Eukaryota; Metazoa; Chordata; Ascidiacea; Stolidobranchia; Styelidae. Gene Ontology annotation, molecular function: protein binding. The record is from RefSeq and is a predicted model, not a curated record.
UUAUGACUAUUUCAACAUGGCUGCUGAGUUUGGCAUUCAAGAUAAUGAACACAAUAAUUUCAUGAUGCAAAAGCUUGAUGAUAUGAGGAAAGAAAAUCGACUUUCUGAUUUUACAAUCAAAGUUGGAAACGAAGAAUUCCCAGUUCAUAGGAAUGUAAUGUCAGCUGGUUCAGACUAUUUUGAUGCGAUGUUGUCGCAUGAUAACUUGGAAAGCAACACAGGAAUUGUUCAUAUGAAGGAAGUCGAUGUCGAUUCUGUGAAAGUUUGCAUUGAUUAUAUUUACACUGGAAAGGCUUCAAUUACUUUGGAGAAAUGUGAACAACUACUCCAUGUUGGGAAUAUAAUGCAAUUGUCAAGAUUUUGUGAAAUGAUCGCAGAAUUUCUCCAAGCAAAUUUAGGUUCUAAAUCUUUCUUCAUCAUCCGACAACUCGCAAUAAAGUUCAAUUUGAAAGGUUUAGAAGAAUCAUGUGAUGAAUAUGCUGUCGGCCAUCUUGGAUCAAUAGCAAAUGAAGAGGAAUUCAACGAACUUGAUAAAAAUUAUGUGAUGUUUCUAACGACUUCUUACAAAUCAUCAUAUUCCGAAGACUCUAAACUGAAAAUACUCCUGCAAUGGAUCAAAGCUGAUAUCGAGUCUCGAGCUGAGUAUUUUAUAGAAAUCGUGAAGAAGUUCAACAUGGGUGGAGUUUCCAUCAGUUAUGGUUCUUAUUUAGCUUUGAAUGAUUCAUUUUGCUCCAGGUGUUCAGAAUUCAUGAAAAUAUUGUAUUUGGCCAAUAAAUCAUGUGAUAAUGCUGAGGAAGUAAAUGUAUCUCCGUCUUCUCUUAUUCGUGAUGAAGGUGUUUUGCUUUUUGAUAAGAAAUUCAGAGCUGUGCAAUUGUAUUGUCCUAUAAAGUAUACAUUAAAUAAGUUGAAACAACUCAAUGAAAACAUGCUACGUGCUAAAUAUACUGCAGUUUAUUUGGAGAAAUUCGUGUUUGUUCUUCUGCAAAACAGAAAGGUUUAUCGUGUCAAUGUGUGGGAAGCCGAAUCAAGUUGGACUGAGAUGGAGAGUAUGAUGAAUGAUCAUGGAGAAUAUAUUAGAGCUGCAGUUUAUGACAGCUUCAUUUAUGUCUGUGGGAAUAACACAAUGGAACGAUACAACAUGGAUGAAAACAAGUGGGAGAAUGUUGAUUGCUCUAGUAUUAAACCCAAUCAAAGUGCAUUAGUUACAUUUAGAGAUGAAAUUUAUGUCAUUGGAGGCGAUAAUAGAGAUAAAAGAGUUGAUAAAUAUUCUCCGUCUGUAGGUUCUUGGUCAUCUGUGAAACCAAUGAAUGUUGCCAGAUUGGUUCCUGCUGCAGCCGUAUAUGAUAAUCGAGUCUAUGUUGCUGGUGGGUAUUGUGACAAAAUGAAACCGUUAUAUCAAGUACUGAAUUCUAUGAUUCAGAAUGUCAUACUUGGACAAAACUUGCUUCAAUGA